Messenger RNA from Malassezia japonica, 762 nucleotides. It is a transcript of the gene LUC7, whose product is annotated as splicing factor. The transcript has 3 exons. Gene Ontology annotation, cellular component: U1 snRNP; U2-type prespliceosome. The record is from RefSeq and is a predicted model, not a curated record. The coding region runs from base 1 to 762 and encodes 253 amino acids. Gene Ontology annotation, molecular function: mRNA binding. NCBI's taxonomy places the organism in Eukaryota, Fungi, Basidiomycota, Malasseziomycetes, Malasseziales, Malasseziaceae. Gene Ontology annotation, biological process: mRNA splice site recognition.
AUGGGCAGGAAAGCGGAGGUGCAGCGCGUGGCGCUCGAGCGCCUGAUGGGCCCCGAGGUGAUGGGCACCGCGGACAAGGAUAUGCACUUUACGGAUCCCAAGGUGUGCCGCAACUUUUUGUGCGGCGUGUGCCCCCACGACCUGUUUAGCAACACGAAAAUGGAUCUCGGCCCGUGCCCGCAGUCGCACCUGCCGCGGUACAAGGAGCUGUACGAUGCGGCGGUCGCCAGAGGCGAGAGUUUCCCCCAGAUCACGGCGGAGCACCAGCGGAAUAUCCACCUGUUCAUCACAGACAUUGACCGAAAGAUUGCCGCAAACCGCCGGCGACUCGACCAGACGCCCGAGGAGAUGGAGCGCUCCAACGCGAUCAUGCGUGAUAUCAACGAGGUCGAAGAGGCGAUCACCGCGGCCACCGCCGAGAUGGAGAAGCUCGGUGAGCAGGGGCAGGUCGAAGAGUCGCUCAAGGAGCUCGCCAAGGUCGAUGCACUCAAGGCCGAGCGCGGCGAGAAGGAAAAGGAGCUCCAGGUGCUCCAGGAAAACAGCGGUGCAAGUGGGCACCAAAAGCUACGUGUGUGCGACGUGUGCGGCGCCUACCUCUCGAUCCUCGACUCGGACCGCCGCCUGGCCGACCACUUUAGCGGGAAAAUGCACCUGGGAUACAUGCGCCUGCGCGACCUGCUCACCGAGUUUGAGCAGCAGAAGAACAGCGCACCGCAGCAGCGCCCGGACGCGGCGCGCCGCCGUAGUCGCUCGCCUGUAUAG